AUUGAUAUGGAUGAAACCUGGAAUUAGGGUCGUAUAUCGCAAACAAUCCCGACCAUUAGAUCAUGUGCCUGUGAACAAGUGCUGCGUAUGUAUAAGGACUGUUGACCAUGGUGGACUCAGCGGAAAGGCGCGUUCGUCGACACGCGCCGGUGUCGUUGGAAGCAGAGAGGCGGCGUGUUAUGAUCACAGUGCAUCGCGUGGAGAAAGAUCUCCACCGAUUCUGGGAGAGUUGGCUGAAAACGGCGAAAGCUGAUUUCGUAGAAAUCUGGCUUGAUUUUAUCCUGAGAGUUGAUCAAAAACUCGGAAACAAAAGGCCACCCAAAGACGCCAGCGAGUUUGACAGUCAUUUACGACGAUUCGAAUACGAUCCAGAGUUUUCACAGAGACCGGAAGUCAACCAGUUAAAACAGAUCUGCGCAAGAUCUCUAACAUUUGACGAGAUCGUUUUGAAAUCAAGGGCUAGACUCCAACAGGCGGUGGAAGAUCACUUAGCCAAGUAUUGUUUGAGUUUUGUGGCAGAAGUGGACGACAUGGAUAUUCCGAGCGUGUUAGAGUACGAGAAUAAUAUCAGCGAAUGGCGAGGGACAAUUUAUAAAAGUUUUGACGAGGUCGAUAAAGUUUAUAGUGAGCUAAGAAAAUACAGUGAUAAUUUCUGCGCGUACGUUGAAAAUUACGCAAAGGUUCUUUCCAUAAUGGAAAGGACAUGCGAUGCUUUUAGGCCAAUAUUUGAGCCGGUCAAGAACUGGGUGAUGACUGACGAAAAUUACCCACGACGUCUGCAAGACGACAUCAACAAAUUAAACAAACGUAAACUGGAUAUUCAGCAAGUCGGUAGACGCAUCCACAGAAACGUCGGCGCUGACAAGAGCCGAAUCAACCGGCGAAGAUAUCAGUCUCUUCAGAUUGAAAAGCAAAUGCAGGACCUACUCGAAGAAAGGCGGUUUUAUCGGAAGAAGGAAAUAACGGCACGCGAAAACUUUGCGAAAAUCGACGCCGACCUGGAGAGAAAGAAAGGCGAUUUAAGAGAUAUCGCUGAACAGUACAAAAGCAGACGACACAUCGUCUCUGAUCGAACUCUACAAAUGUGGACGGACAUGGCAGAACGGAUACAAGAAGAUAUCGGCGUUUUGAAGCUUAAGUUGGAGAAGACGAGGUCUCAGGUGGCCCAUCUCCAAAAAGAGCGUUACUUUGUACAGAAGAGAAUCCAUAAAGUUCAAGGUGAUCUUGAGGACAGCGUCAAGCGUAAAGAAGCUGUGACGAAUAAUGUGGCCUCAGAAGAGGACGAUAUUCGAUACACUCAGGAGGAACUGAAAACGAUCGCGACGAAAUUGGAAGUUCUGGCGAAAAUACGAGAGAUUAAACUGCACUCGGACACGGUGAAGAAGAUUUACUUCUACGGUUACAGCCCCGGAGGAAAACUCAUAAUCAAAGAUCCCUUGGAAGAAGCCUUCAAACUGACAGCUUCGGAGAUCGGCAAAGAAUGGAGUCUGUUGUACCAGCGGUUGCCAUUUAAACCUGACAGAGACAUCGUGUCUCGUGCACAUGAUAUUGAAACAAUCGACAUCACCUCGCGCCGCCUGGACGCCGAUUUUGCCACCCUAUCGCUGAAGAGUUUGGACAAAUGGCGGCGUCUCAGUGAGUACGUCACCGUCAACGCUUUAGUUGGCACUCUGAGGAGAAUUAACAAGGGGCACGUGGCACAAAAGAUAGAACGUAUCCUACUGGCGUAGGGAUAGAUACAUGUCCUAUUCAUCUGUGAUUCCUCAUAACCACAUGGCUUGAACAAUUGGAUCAUGUUUUACCUAUGACGACAUUGCGCAAAUCUUUGGACGAUGUUGGUGGAAAGCUAAAUGAAGAUUAUUUUUACAAAAUAAGAAGAUAAUACAGAGACGUGGCCAUAAAGCAGAUUUUGUUUUUACAUCGUAAUGUCAUAACUAAGCUUAUAAUUUAUCACAUCAGAGAUGUAUUUUUUUAUAUUUAAAGCAAACCAACUAUAUACAAUCAC
Liolophura sinensis is the source of this 2005-nucleotide messenger RNA. RefSeq names its product structural maintenance of chromosomes protein 1A-like. The record is from RefSeq and is a predicted model, not a curated record. The transcript has 4 exons. Gene Ontology annotation, biological process: signal transduction. Bases 108 to 1730 code for a protein of 540 amino acids. NCBI's taxonomy places the organism in Eukaryota, Metazoa, Mollusca, Polyplacophora, Chitonida, Chitonidae. Gene Ontology annotation, molecular function: protein binding.